Molecule: messenger RNA, 468 nt
Organism: Camellia sinensis
Lineage: Eukaryota; Viridiplantae; Streptophyta; Magnoliopsida; Ericales; Theaceae
Source: RefSeq, a predicted model, not a curated record
AUGGCCAACGAAGGAAAUGAAAACGGAUCAUUAGUCAGCGGUACCAACCCGAUGGAACAGAUCAUGGAAACGGCAGUCACCAACUUUUUACAGGCCUUGCAAAGCAGCAUAACCAAUGGGACAUUAGAAAGACGAGAAGAAUCGACUACGAUUAAACAAUUUCAAGAUCUGAAACCCACUACGUUUAUCGGCAGUCCAAACCCACUAGUAGCAGAGGCUUGGGUCAGGGACAUGGAGAAAAUCUUCCGCGCACUACCUUGCACAGAAAGACAGAAGGUGACUUUUGCCACCUUCACCUUCAAGGACGAUGCACAAGAAUGGUGGCUCCUUACCCUGGAAAAGGAAGAUAUUGUGACUUGGGUGAGAUUUUUAGAAGUAUUCUAUGAAAAGUACUUUCCAGAUUCACUACGGGAACAAAAGGCGUCAGAAUUCAUACAUCUAAGGCAAGGAACCAUGACAGUGGCCUAA